AUGUGUACACCAAAAAAGACACCUAGAGUAGAAAAAUUAUCUAUGCAUGCUAGUGCAUUAUUAUUAAAUCAAUUACCAUAUAAAUUGAGAGAUACAAGUGCCCCUUUAAUUUCGUGUGAUAUUGGUAGAUCCAUUUUUCAUAAUGCAUUACUUGACACCGAUGCUAGUAUUAAUUUAUUACCUACAAGUAUUUGUGAUAAAUUUAAUAUUUCUAUUCUUAAACCUUCUACUGUUACCUUACAAUUUAUUGAUAGAUCCAUAAAACAUCCUAAAGGUAUUUUAGAAAAUGUGAUAGUAACAGUUAAAGGGUGUAAAUUUCUAGCUGAUUUUGUAGUGUUGGAAAUAGAUUUUAAUAGACAGUUUUAUGAUACAUCAAUCAUUCUAGGGAGACUAUUUUUGCAUUUAGUAAAGAUGAAUAUUAAUUUUCCCACAGGUAUUACGAAAAUUUCAUGUGGAGAUCAAUCAAUAGAAAUUAAAAUUUUUGAGGUACCGAAUGAUCUUAAGAAAUCUCAAGUAUCUGAUUGUCGUACCAUAGAUCUUCUAGAUGAUUUUGAUGAUCUAGAUGUUAUUGAUGAUUGUGUGUUGGAAGAAUUAGAGGAAAUAGAGAAUAUAAAUUUAGGAGAAAAGAAAGAGGAAGAUCAUCCGAAUUUAGAGUUGAAACCUCUUCCCUCUAGUUUAAAAUAUUUGUUUUUGGAGGAAAAUAGUUCAUUUCCUGUUAUUAUUGUAGUUGAUUUGAGUGAUGAACAGGAAGAAGAAUUAUUAGAUGUACUUCGAAAAAAUAAGAAGGCCAUGGGCUAG
This is a messenger RNA of Spirodela intermedia, 798 nucleotides long. The record is from the annotation of a GenBank genome assembly. Lineage: Eukaryota; Viridiplantae; Streptophyta; Magnoliopsida; Alismatales; Araceae.